GUACCAGGCAGGGCCUGUGCAUUGCUAUGGACACCUCCCGGUACAGCAAGUGGGACGGCAUGUCUGAGGAUGUGUCCGGGGGGCACUGGGGACGCUGGACAUCCUGGAGACAUAGAAUCUUCUUCCUGGCUUUGGCUGUCUUGGUGGCCACAGUUCUGUGGGCGCUCGUCCUGAGUGUCCUCUUGUCCGAGGCCUCCAGCGAGCGGGAGGCGCUACUCCUGCACCAGGACGCGCUGAGUACAAACGCCUCCAAGCACGCGACGGCGCUGGGUACCUUGAAGAAGGAGGUCGGAGCCUGCGGGAGCUGCUGCAAGGAAAGCAAGGCUCAGCUGCAGAAGGCGGUCGUGGAGCAGGCGGCUACGCAGGCCAAGCUGUUGGAACUAGAGAGCGCCCUGAAAGAACUGACCACCCGCGUGACGCAGGACGUGGCUAAAGCGAGCAGGGACCGCGAGGACAUCCGCAGUGAGCUGUACCGCGCACUGGACAACGCCAAGGUCCAGAACGGCUCCUGCGAGCCAUGUCCCGACAAGUGGCUCCUCUUCGAGGGCUCCUGCUACUUUUUCUCCGAGAAGUCGGACACGUGGGAGCAGGCGCAGCAGCAGUGCGCACUUGUCAGUGGGCACCUGGCCAUUGUUGGGGGCCUGGAGGAGCAGGGCUUCCUGAGCCGGAAUUUGCGACACAAGUACGGUUACUGGCUGGGCCUGCGGGCCGUGCGUCAGCGGGGCAGGAUUGAAGGCUACCAGUGGGUGGACGGAGUCCCGCUCAGCUUCAGCCACUGGAACACUGGGGAGCCCAAUGACUCCAGGGGCCAGGAGGACUGCAUCAUGAUGCUGGAUUCCGGGCUGUGGAAUGACGCCCCCUGUGGGAAUACGAGAGAUAACUGGAUUUGUGAGAAGAGGCGCAGCUGCUGACUCCGCCCAGUGCCCCGGAGCCACGCCCACGGGGCGCCAGGUACUGCAUUACCGUGGUGGCUCCUGGCACCCACUGCCAGAGAUUUUUUUUUUCCCGUCCACCACUGCUGAAAACUGCUUGGCCCAGUCCAGCCCUGUCAGGUGCUUGUGGCCUGAGACCCGUGCUGCAGUCUGAAGACCUAACCUGACCUCUGUCUCUCCCCAAACCCCCCACUCCAAGGCUCCUGGGAUAUGCCCCAUCUCUCUCCCUAGUCACCUUAAGGUGGCAAAGGGGUGGAGCUGUUUGAUAUUCUGGCAUUUUCCCCCGGAAUGGGAGAAGGUUUCACAGUCUGGGGAAGUAGCAAUAAACA
Molecule: messenger RNA, 1261 nt
Organism: Lepus europaeus (European hare)
Lineage: Eukaryota; Metazoa; Chordata; Mammalia; Lagomorpha; Leporidae
Gene: CLEC4G
Product: C-type lectin domain family 4 member G
Exons: 9
Coding region: 27-911 (294 amino acids)
Source: RefSeq, a predicted model, not a curated record